Aplysia californica (California sea hare) is the source of this 3804-nucleotide messenger RNA. RefSeq names its product BRCA1-A complex subunit Abraxas 1. The coding region runs from base 326 to 1918 and encodes 530 amino acids. Gene Ontology annotation, biological process: protein K63-linked deubiquitination; attachment of spindle microtubules to kinetochore; mitotic spindle assembly. Gene Ontology annotation, cellular component: nucleus. Lineage: Eukaryota; Metazoa; Mollusca; Gastropoda; Aplysiida; Aplysiidae. The record is from RefSeq and is a predicted model, not a curated record. Gene Ontology annotation, molecular function: polyubiquitin modification-dependent protein binding; microtubule binding. The transcript is spliced from 7 exons.
UUUAUUUGUCCGUCUGAGAUGUGGUGCAACAGUAAUGGAAAUAAAGCAUUUAAAUCUAUUCUUUUGGCAUUAUAAACCAUAAAUUUACGGUAGAAAUGAUAAUUUUGCUAUAGAUUUCAAAUGAUAUAUUGUAAUUUAUAGAAGUCAAGCUUUUUGAGACUAUGGAAUGUCGAUUUUCAACCGCACUCUCAAAAAACUAGAAAUCCGGGAAUGAUGUUAAAAUCAAAACAUGGUGGAAAAUAGCCAAUGAGUCAUGGUUUGAAACAACUCCCCGUGAUUUAUUGAUCUACAAGAUAUUUCAUAUCAUUCUUAUUUUUCAAGCAAAAUGUCAGCAUUAAUAGAUGGUGCUACUUUAUCUGGCUUAUUGUUCAGUCAUAUGAACAGCUCUGGCUGUCAGUAUGGAUUUCUACUGGGGGAACGAGUAGAGCAAAUCGAGGAUCGAAUAAGUGACUCUCAGAUUCAUACUGCUGAUGUCAAUUCCUACACAUAUGUGUCUUCUUUUGUUCCCUGGCCAAGUCCGGAUUAUAUGUACAGUCGAACAGGGUGUUUGAAUGAAGAAACAAUUGCCAAACUUUUGCCUGAUAAGGAGCAGACUCUUGUUGGGUGGUACAGCUUCCGUCACCAAACCAGCCUUCGCCCUUCCUUGAGAGAGGCCACUCUUCACAGCAAUCUGUCAUCAUGCCAAAGUUUUCGAGGAGAGCCACAGGACUUCUAUUUUUUCUUGUGUACAUCAUUCAUAAAACCUCAGGGGUCAACUCACAUAUGUGAUCAUGGAUUUCUACAUUUUUUGAAUGGGUCCUUUGCAAAGGUUCCCAUGUCUGUUAUGAACUUGGGUGAUACAACGAGAACAGAGUAUCGUAAGAGGAGCAAUGCGACACUCUCUCAUUCGUCCACGAUUGGGAAUACGUUUCAGAGACACAGUAAAGAUUUUGUACAGCCCACGGGUGAAAUGGACCAAGUUGUAAAGGUGGACCGACUGGCCAAUUCUGUGAACAAAUCAUUAAUGUCCAUGUACACCAAAGUGUCACAGAGUGAGGCGGCACUUGGACUUCUGGAAGUUGAUGUACGCAACCUCCGUACUCGAGUAGAAAUGCUGGAGCAGGAGGAGAUGAGCCGUGUUUUUGAAGAAGAAGACAGUAGAAGAAAGGAAGCUGAAUUAAAGGCCCAGCGAGAGGAUGAGGAGUUGGAAGCGGAGGAGCAGAGCCAGCUGAACAAACUUAUGCUGGACCUUGGUCUCACUGAACCAGACCAGGCAGCUGGGUGGGGUCAAACGGCUUCAACCAGUUCCUCAGGUCAACAGCGGACUUUGGACUGCACUCCUGCACUUGAUUUAUCAUCUUAUGUUCAAAUUGACACUGGCAUCAAUGAAGACUCAAACAGUUCCCCAGAGAUUGUGUGUUGGUCUGAGCUGCCACCUAUUUGUACUGAGGUGAAAAGUUCUGGGGGUGCUGGAAAAGAGCCUGUCAUGAAAAGUGAAGUGCAACGAACUGCAAGCAAACCUACUGGGUCUGCCAAACCUUCUUCUGUGGUUGUGAACGAUCCAUUGGCCAGUCUUGGAGACAUUGGCAAGUUGAAAAAAGACUUGAAACUUUCAGAUUCAAAAGUGAAGAAUGGUAGAGAACAAGUUGGCAAACAAGCAUCUGCUCCUUCAAAAUCUGUGAGCAAUCUGAACCACACCAGCCCAGGACCUGCUCAGGUGUCAAAUAAUGUACAGAAUCCAAACGCUAAGGGUAUCAAACUGAAAGACAAAAUGACCGUGUCAAAACCAACUGGUGCCAGUCUUUCAAAUGGAAAUGCAGACUCAGAAGACAGUGACACCCAAAUGGAAAAUGUAAAUUCAAAUAACUCGCUGGAGAAUCCGGAUGUUCUUUUUGGUGUUGGAAAUGAGACAAUCCCUUCUUCAUCACCUUUAUACUAAGAUGGCCGUGUUUGUUUAGUGUUGACAGGGGGGAGCUGUGUUGUUGGGUUUUUUUAAUAGUAGACCUAUUGGUGAAAUGCUAUUCGAAGAGAUAUAAAGGCUUUGACUAGUUACAAAUAAACUGCUUUGGGCUUGCACUUCAUUAGUACUUUAUGGUGAUAGGUCGAGGAAGAAGCAAAGGGGUAAUUUUAUCAAGCGGGACACCAUAUGAGAGUAAAAAGUAUCCAAGACAAGGUUUUGUACUAUCAGUCGAUAUAUAUGUUUAAGCCUGGACCGAUGUGAAAGCCCUUUGUUUGUGUAUAGCAAAUGUACUGAAGCAUAAAUUUUGCUGUGAGUCUUGCCUUCUUGUAAAGGAGAAAGACACAGGGUUUUGUCAUAUUUUGAGGGAGUUACUGGAGCUGGCCAAGCAGAAAAUUAACCACCAAUGCCAGAAUAAUUUCAAUAGUAGUAGUAAAUGAGGGUUGAUUGUGAAUGAGAUUUAUAUUUGAUAUUUGCAAAAGGUGCCAUUGGUGUCCAGUGAUGCGCAUUAUUCAAUGUAUUUGCUUUAUUGCCAAUUGCCUAUACUUAAAUAACGAAUAAAUUUUGACAUGUAGUUUAAAAAUUGACUGAAUGUUUCAAAUGACAUUUUAAAUAACUAUUUUGACAAUUGAGUUCGUUUCAGUUGCCGGUACUUUUAUUACAAUGACAGGCAUUUUAGAUAUUUUGACUUGUUAUACAGCACAUGCUUUAUUCAUUUGUAUACAUUUUCAGGAUCAUGUGUGAUCUUUUCCUCUUAAAGAAAAUGUGUUUCUGUUGUGGUAUAGAUGCACCUAAAAAGCUUGUAUGUUUGGUAAGAACAGACUCAGGUGAUACAUUACAGGGUUUACUGACCAUAUGACCUUAGUUCAAUGCACUUAUCAAAUAAAGAAAUUUGGCACGAGCAUGAAUUUUAUUUCUGAUACAGCCGAAAAUAAAAGAAACAAGUGCCUACUUAACUUUCUCUUUGUUAUAAGAUGGUUGACAAGCCACAAAGCUUUGUUUGGUCUUAGAGAUCAAUUUUUAUACCUAACCUUUGACUUUACCAGUUAUCUGACUAUCACCUCAUGCCUCGUACCCCUUUAACCUGCACUGUACUAUAUAUGCAGUGUCAUGGGCAAUCAUUAUUUGACCGUAAACUCUAUGUGCAAUCUACAAGUAUUGAAAUACAGUCUGGCAUGCAUAUAGCGAACACGUAGGCCUACAUAUUGAUAUAUCCGUGUAUGGCGAACAGAUUCUCAGGUCCCAAAUUUUUUCUUAUUAUAUGUGUAUUGUCUUUGAAUUUCAAACACAUACAAAGUUAAAUUCGUACAUAAAUAAAGGGUUUUCUUUGUCCCUCUGAUGUCAUUAUGUGCGUGCUAGACUGUAAUUACAUAAGUUGUUUCUUGUGUACAAAUUGGUGGUUUUUUCUUUUAUUAGGAUGUGCUGGACCUUGCUAUUGUAAUGUGAUGUUUUUAUGAGUGAAAGAAAGAUUUUUACAUGCAAACUGACAUACUUUGACUGUGAUUUUAAUGGAGAACACAAACUUGUCUUUUGCUAGCCCAUGUGACAAAUGUUUAAUAAUUAUGUUGCUUGACUUUUUUUCUUGGUCUGAUGUUUCCUGCUCGCUUAAAGCUUUCUGAAGGUGUGUCCCAUCCAUCACCACUUUCUUAGCCAUAUUUCUACUAUCAUUUUGUCCUGUCCUUUCCACUGCUCUUCAUUUCUUAUUCUAUCCUGCCACUUUAUCACUUAAUUCUUAUGAUACUCCUCAUACAUCUGUUGAUGAAAGUCUAGACUUUAUUCAGCACUGUCUUUGUUGUCGUACAAGUUUUGCAGCCGUAGAGUAGCACAGAUUUGACAUUGGAAUUAAAGAGUCGAAUCUUGGUAUGCAA